AUGGUGAGCCGCCGCCGAACCCCCCCGCACCAUGCCCCGGCCCCGGCCCCCGAGAGGAUGUUCGAGGGCUGCCGGAGGGCGCGGAGCCUCUGGGGCGGUGUGAGGCUGGAGGUGGCCGGGGAGAGCAGCCCCGUGGUGCUGCACAGCUUCACCCAGCUCGACCCCGACCUGCCGCCUCUGGAGAGCUCCACACAGGAGAUUGGAGAAGAGCUGGAGGAUGGUGUGAUCUACAGCAUAUCUCUCCGGAAAGUGCAGCUCCAUCACACAGCCAACAAAGGGCAGCGAUGGCUGGGGUUUGAGAACGAGUCAGCCCUGAACCUCUACGAGACGUGUAAGGUGCGGACAAUAAAAGCUGGGACUUUGGAGAAGCUGGUGGAGUACCUGGUCUCAGCCUUCAAAGGCAAUGACUCCACCUAUGUCACCAUCUUCCUGUGCACUUACCGGGCCUUUGCCACCACCAAGCAAGUGCUGGACCUGCUGCUUAACAGGUAUGGCAAACUCCACGUGCAGGCGAAUGGGGACCACGCCAGGCAUGCUGUGGAUGAGAGGAUGGAGCUGAAGAACACCAUCUCCUCCAUCCUGGGUGCCUGGUUGGACCAGUACUCCGAGGACUUCCGCAAGCCCCCCGACUUCACCUGCCUCAAGCAGCUCAUCUCCUACGUGCGCAACAACAUUCCCGGAUCCGACCUGGAGCGCCGAGCCCGCAUCCUGCUGGCCCAGUUCCAACAGCAGGAGCAGAGCGAGUCCGAAGCAGAAGCCGUGGACCAUGGCAGUUGCACUUUCCAGUUGGUGGAGGAGAAUGGGCUUGGGGAUGGGAAGCCAGAUUUCCUCUCCUUCUCCCCAGAGAUGGUGGCAGAACAGUUCACACUGAUGGAUGCUGAGCUGUUCAAGAAGGUGGUGCCUUACCACUGCCUGGGCUGCAUCUGGUCCCAGCGAGACAAGAAGGGCAAGGAGCACCUGGCACCCACCAUCCGUGCCACAGUCUCACAGUUCAAUAGUGUGGCCAACUGUGUCAUUGCCACCUGUCUUGGGGACAGGAGCCUGAAGCCACAGCAGAGAGCCAAAGUGGUGGAGCGAUGGAUCGAAGUGGCUCGGGAGUGCCGCAUCCUGAAGAACUUCUCCUCCCUCCGAGCCAUCCUCUCAGCUCUGCAGUGCAACGCUGUUCAUCGCCUGAAGAAGACCUGGGAUGAAGUCCUGAGGGAAAGCUUCCGGACAUUCCAUGAGCUCUCUGAGAUCUUCUCUGAUGAGAACAACCACUCACUGAGCCGGGAGCUUCUCAUCAAGGAGGGCACAUCCAAAUUUGCCACCUUGGAGAUCAACCCGAAGCGGGCACAGAAGCGGCAGCAGCAGCAGCGAGAGAUGGGUGUGAUGCAGGGCACCAUUCCUUACCUUGGCACCUUCCUCACAGACUUGGUGAUGCUCGACACAGCCAUGAAGGACUUCCUGGACGGUGGGCUGAUCAACUUUGAGAAGAGAAGGAAGGAGUUUGAAGUCAUUGCUCAGAUCAAGCUGCUUCAGUCAGCCUGCAACAACUACAGCUUUACACAGGAGGACCAGUUCGUGGACUGGUUCCACAGCCUGGAGAGGCUCAGCGAGGCCGAGAGCUAUGGACUGUCCUGUGAGAUCGAGCCCCUCUCCGAGUCAGCCAGCAACACGUUGAAGGCCAAGAAAAACACAGGAAUCAUCAAGCGAUGGAGCGACCGGCAGCCUCCCAGCUCCGAGCCCUGUGCCAGCGGCAGCUCCCACUCCAAAUCCUUCGACCAGCUCAAGUGUGGGCAGUACCUCUGCAGCGGGGACGCCACCGACUCCCUCAGCGUCACCUCCGCCGGCUCCAGCAGCUCUGAUGUGGAGGAGAUCAACAUCAGCUUCAUCCCCGAGUCCCCCGACUGCCAGGAGAAGAAGGUCAGUGAGAUCCCUCUGGCCUCCCUCCCCCAGCGCUGGUACGCCCCGUCUGUGGCCGACGGAGAAGCUAAAACCACUGUGUCCUCCUCCGCAUCCCCUCUCCUCCCUGCCCUCCAGUUCUGGGAAUCCACCUCCCUCUCCUCCCUGGACACAUCGGGCAUCGGGUCGGGCUCCAGCAGUGCCUCUUCCUCCUCUGUCUCCUCCACGCCGGUGACGGCGUCCCGUACCCACAAGCGCUCCGUCUCCGGCAUCUCCAGCUACUCCUCCCUCUCGCUUCCCCUCUACAACCAGCAGGUCGACGACUGCUGCAUCAUCCGGGUCAGCCUGGCCGUGGACAACGGGAACAUGUACAAGAGCAUCCUGGUGACGAGUCAGGAUAAGACCCCUGUUGUUAUCCGCAAAGCCAUGGCCAAACACAACUUGGAUGGAGACCGGCCUGAGGACUACGAGCUCGUUCAGAUCAUCUCAGAGGAGAGAGAGCUGAAGAUCCCUGACAACGCCAACGUCUUCUACGCCAUGAACUCUGCCGCCAACUAUGACUUUGUGCUGAAGAAGAGGGGCUUCUCCAAGGGGGUGAAGAUCAAGCACGGCUCCAGCUCCACCCUGCCCAGGAUGAAGCAGAAAGGCCUGAAGAUCGCCAAAGGCAUCUUCUAGCCACAGCCCCACUGCCACCCAUCACCGACGGGGCCUUGGGGGGCAGGUUGCUCUGGGCUGGGCUGUGUCCUGUCCUUGUGCCACCCGGCACAGUGAGUGGAGCAGCCCUGGCCCUGGGGGGGGGAGGUGGCCGUGCACCCCCCUCCUGCACCGAGAGCCACGGGUGCUUCAGCAGCCACUGCCGACCCCCACCUCUCCCUGCACAAGCUCCCAUUUCAAUCAGGUCGUUUUUUUCUACACAGGAAGGCAGCGAGGGAGGAAUUUCUCCUUUUUUUUUUUUUUUUUUUUUCUUUUUUUCUUUCCUUCUUUUUUUUUUUUUCCCCCUUUUCUCUUUUUUUUAUUUGAACCUUCCAUGGUGCAACACUUGUCCAGCCACCGGCCAGCCCAGGGCUGGAGUCCACCUCUGCCGUAGGUGCCUUGUGUCCGAGCCAGCUGGGGAGCAGUGACUUGCAGAGGGGCCACUUGCAAGGAGCAGAUCAUGAGCCGUCACUCCAGGGCUGCAAAGCCUCCCACGUGGUGGGGUGCUCUCCUUCCUGGAUUUCCUGGUGGUGUUUUACCUCCCUGUCCUUCCUCCUUGGGAUAACUGGCAUCGCCACCGCUGCACAUCUUUGCCUGUCCUUUCUCCUGGGAGAAACCACGGAUGUCCCAGGUUGGGAGGUGAGCUGGAAAGGAUGGAGUCCUGCCCCAGUGCUCAGAGCCCCAUGGAGGAGAGUUUUGUGCUGGGAUAGACCAGACCCCUCGUGCUCUUGAUGACUGGAAGCCCUGCAUGGUCUUGCUCCUCUCCCUGAUCCAGCACAUCCUCCUGCUGGGCUUGGGUGGUCCGUGUUCAAACCUGCACCAAAGAUCAAACACCAGUGUCUCUUCUGCUGGGGGGCAGCUUUGUGCCAUGCCCCCAGUGCUGCCAGCCCAGCGAGGAGGAAGAGGGUGAAGUUCUGCCUGAACUUGUGUAAAAAGAGACUCUGGGUUUGUGCAGGCGGGUGAGGAGCUGGGGACCUCCUGAGGAUGCUCCGGGUGCCCCGGCUGCCACCGCCUGACCCACAGGAAGUGCCACUCACCUUGGGCUUUAACCAGACUUCUGCAAACAUUGACCAUGGGAGAAGGAGCAAGGAGACUUUUUUUGUAUAAAACAAAAGUUUACUGAAUUUUUUUCUUUUUUUUCCUCUUUUUUUUUUUUUUUUUUUUUUUUUUUUUUUUUUUUUCUUCAAUAUUUAUUGGUUGUAAAUAGGAGAUGAACUUGUACAUUUUACUAAUCCAGCCUCCCUCUGCCCUGCAGCCCAGUCCCUCUCCUUUCCCCACCCUGGUAUUUAAGGCUGCUGAGAGGGAUGUUGGCAGCAGCAGCAGCAUUGCUCUGCCAUGGUUGUGAGGUGCAGACCCCGCCAGCCACCCCCUCCCUUCUUUCUCUCCCACGAGUUGCUUCAGCAGGGGCAGAAAUGCUUGUUUUAAUCAUUGUAGGAAACACUAACUGAAGAGGGACCUUUUUUAGCUCCUGAUUCCAGGUCUUUUUUAAGCGCUUCCUUACAGCACUCCUCUCUUCCUCUGUCCACGCUGGGUGGGUGCAGCACCUUCCCCAGCUCCUGGAGCAGGGCCUGGGCGGCCCCUGGGACUGCAGAAUUGCUGCAGGGCCACGCUCGGGGGGCUGCUGGCAGGAGCUGGGCUGUGGGCAGCAGGCAGGGAAGAGGCUGCUUGGGUGAGAGAGUGGCCAGCACCCACCCAGCUGUCCCAGGGCCGUGUCCCCACGGGUGGCAUCGCCCAUCGCUGCACAUGAUGGGAGCCCCCGGCUCCCUGACGCAGGGGCAGCCUCUGCCCUCCCACUCUGCCCAAAGCCCAAACCAGGGUCUUGCCUCUGCUCCCACCCUCCCUCUCUCCUCCUGCUGGUGUCCCCCCAGCAGCCCAGUGUCACCCGAGGGACUGGCUGUACCAUAUGUAUUUUGUACCACUUCAAUGAAGGAGCACACUGCCCGGUGUGACUUGUACACAGCAAUGUAAGUAGUCUUUGCAAUAAAAUCCUGAUGCUCAAA
Molecule: messenger RNA, 4574 nt
Organism: Calypte anna (Anna's hummingbird)
Lineage: Eukaryota; Metazoa; Chordata; Aves; Apodiformes; Trochilidae
Gene: RALGDS
Product: ral guanine nucleotide dissociation stimulator
Exons: 18
Coding region: 1-2556 (851 amino acids)
Biological process (GO): positive regulation of GTPase activity; Ras protein signal transduction
Cellular component (GO): plasma membrane
Molecular function (GO): guanyl-nucleotide exchange factor activity
Source: RefSeq, a predicted model, not a curated record